AUGGCGGCACCGGAGAAAAACCUUGAUAAGCUACGUGCAGAGCAGGAGAAAGACGACUCCGACAUCCUUGCCGAUCUGGACAAGGAAUCGAAGGAAUUCGACAAGGACUCUGAAAUCGACCGCAUCGUCAAGGCUUUCCGCGCCAACGCCUACGAUGUCCUGGACCUCACGCCCGGUGUACCCGAAGACGACAUCAAGAAGACGUACCGCAAGAAGUCCCUUCUCAUCCAUCCGGACAAGUCGACCAACCCCAACGCUUCCGAUGCAUUCGAUCGUCUCGCUAUCGCCUACCAAACCCUACUGGACGAGAAGAAGCGUGCACAUCUCGACGAAGCUAUCGGCGAUGCACGGAUGCUGCUGAUCAGAGAGAAGAAGCUCACCAUUGACUCGGAGGAAGUCAAGGAUCCAGAUGUGAAGUUCAUGAAGGAGUGGAAAGACAAGACCAAGUGGGUGCUGGCGGACAUGGAGGAUCGUAGGAAGCGACAGAUGAAGGCUCAGAUGCAGGAGGAGGGUCGGCAGCAGAGGAAGGACGAGGAAGAGGCCAAUGAGAGGAAGCGGAAGCGGGAGGCUGAGGUGAACUGGGAGAAGACGCGGGAUCAGCGGAUCGACAGCUGGCGGGAUUUUAGCAAGAAGAAGGAGGGCGAUGGCAAGGCCAAGAAGAAGAAGAUGAAGACGCUUGGUUGA
Messenger RNA from Saxophila tyrrhenica, 684 nucleotides. RefSeq names its product DnaJ subfamily C member 8 (gene spf31). The record is from RefSeq and is a predicted model, not a curated record. Lineage: Eukaryota; Fungi; Ascomycota; Dothideomycetes; Mycosphaerellales; Extremaceae. Bases 1 to 684 code for a protein of 227 amino acids. The transcript is spliced from 2 exons.